This is a messenger RNA of Williopsis jadinii, 678 nucleotides long. Its product is annotated as aspartate/glutamate racemase family protein. The record is from RefSeq and is a predicted model, not a curated record. The transcript has a single exon. The coding region runs from base 1 to 678 and encodes 225 amino acids. Lineage: Eukaryota; Fungi; Ascomycota; Saccharomycetes; Phaffomycetales; Wickerhamomycetaceae.
AUGGGCACAAUUAACAAGCUUCUUAUCAUCAACCCAAACUCUUCGCAGUCUGUCACGGAUAACUUGAAGAGUCUGUUGCCGGUACCACCAGCAACUGAGUUAGAAUUCUACACGGGCCCACCAGAUGCUCCACCCGAGAUUGAUGGACCCGAGACUUCCAGGAAGUCCACAGAGGUUUGUCUCCCGGACCUUCUGAAGCACUACGUUGAUGAUUACUCGGGUUAUCUGGUCUGCUGUUAUUCAGACCACCCGUUAAUCUACGAAUUGAGGAAGCAUACUGCCAAACCGGUUUUGGGUAUAUUCCAGGCCAGCGUUACUUAUGCCCUCACACAGAGCCCUGAUAAGUUUGGUAUCUUGACCUCCACGUCCUCGUGGGAGAAGAUCCUCGACGAUGCGGUUUAUCACCUGUUUGGUGGUGCGAAUGUGCCACUAUUCACUGGGACAGUGGCAUCAAAUGUUGAAGUGCUGAAGCUUGGUGAUCCAAAGUACUUCAAGAAGUUGGUUGAAAAGGCGCGCAUCUGUGUGGAUUCCGGGGCAAAGACAGUCUUGUUGGGUUGUGCAGGUCUCUCUGGGUUAGAAGCGAAGCUGGAGGCUGAAUUUGAUGGCGUGAAAUUCAUUGAUAGUGUCAAAAUUGGAGCUGAAUUGCUCAACUCCUUGGUUAGAUUCAAUAGUCUUUAA